AUGGCGAGCAGUCUUCUUCGUCCUUCAAGUUUGGUCAUCAUUGUUGGGAUCAUCUUGGCGUUGACUUUUCAGUUCGUACUGAAACCUCCUCCGCCAAAGCUAUGUGGCUUCCCCGGAGGUCCACCGAUCACAGCACCGCGGAUUAAGCUCCGAGACGGGAGGAAUCUGGCGUACAAAGAGCAUGGACUUCCGAGAGAGAAAGCUCGCCGCAAAGUCAUAUUCGUCCAUGGAGCCGAUAGUUGUCGACACGACGCCGUUUUCGCCACUCUCCUCUCUCCGGAUUUAAUUGAGGAGCUAGGCAUGUACAUGGUUUCGUUCGACAGACCGGGUUACGGAGAAAGCGAUCCGGAUCCAAACCGGACUCCGAAAAGCUUGGUUUGCGACAUUGAAGAGCUCGCUGAUCAAUUGAAUCUUGGAGAGAAGUUCUACGUGAUCGGAUAUUCCAUGGGAGGACAAGCAACAUGGGGAUUAAUCAAGUACAUUCCUCACCGGUUAGCUGGAGUAGCUCUAGUUGCUCCGGCGGUUAACUAUUGGUGGAAGAACUUACCUUUGAAUGUUUCCUCUCAAGGUUUCAAUUUGCAGCCAAAAAGAAACCAAUGGGCGUUUCGUGUAGCUCACUACGCUCCUUGGCUUCUUUACUGGUGGAACACACAGAAAUGGUUUCCCGGUUCGAGUAUUGCGAACCGGGAUAUGAGUAUCUUGUCACAGCCGGAUAAAGAUAUCCUUUCGAAGCUUGGUCCUGCAAGGAGACCUUAUGUAGCGGAAAUAAGGCAGCAAGGGAUUCAUGAGAGUAUUAACCGGGACACGAUUGUGGGAUUUGGGAGUUGGGAGUUUGAUCCUAUGGAAUUGGAGAAUCCGUUCUUGAACGGGAAUGGCUCUGUGCAUUUGUGGCAAGGAGAUGAGGACAAGUUAGUGCCUGUGACGAUGCAACGUUACAUUGCGGAGAAGCUUCCAUGGGUUCACUAUCAUGAGGUUUCGGGAACUGGCCAUUUCCUCCACCUCACCAAAAGUGUGACUGAGGACAUUGUUAAGACUCUCUUAGCCACCGAUGCAAACUAA
Molecule: messenger RNA, 1059 nt
Organism: Microthlaspi erraticum
Lineage: Eukaryota; Viridiplantae; Streptophyta; Magnoliopsida; Brassicales; Brassicaceae
Source: the annotation of a GenBank genome assembly